AUGGAUAAUCAGCAAUUUGCGAAGUUUCUUGAAGAAAGGCUUUAUCCAGAUCUUUAUGCAGCAAUUCAUCAAAGAGACCAGAUGACUGAAAAAUUAAUUGAUUAGUAAUUAAAACUCAGCAAUGAACUUCGGUUUAUUAUUCUACACAUAAAAGAGCAAGAUCUAUCAAAAAUCACUACAAAGAUUAAUAUUGGAUGUGAGUUUUAUGUAAAAGCAAAAGCAGAUAUUGAUUUAAUUUCUGUUGAAACUGGAAUUCCAGGACUUUAUAUUGAGUUAAAACCAGAUGAAGCGCUAGAAUAUAUAGACAAAAGAGAAGUUAUAAUCAAAGAAAAACUAGAAAGAUAUUCAGAUGCAGCCAUACAGAUUCAGCAGCAUAUAGAUGCUUUUUCACAGGCUUUAAGGGUCCUAGGCAAUAAUAAUCCACAAGAAGUCGAGAUCCGAGAAGACCUUAAUUCAUAA
Blepharisma stoltei is the source of this 459-nucleotide messenger RNA. Lineage: Eukaryota; Ciliophora; Heterotrichea; Heterotrichida; Blepharismidae. The record is from the annotation of a GenBank genome assembly.